AUGUCGGACAUCAAGAAGGAUACGGUCGAGAGCCCAGUUAUGAUUGAGAACACGGGCAAGCAGGACCUCUACUCGAUCUCGAGCGGCGUCGGCUCUGGGGUUAGUGAAGCCCCGGCGCGUGGUAUUGAUGCAGAGGUCGCAAACUUCUUCGCCGAACAGACCGCGACGACGCGUGUGGUCAUCGAUGAGAAGGAGAACAAGCGUCUCCGGUGGAUGGUGCACAAGCGUGUGCUGGUCGUCAUGGUGGUGACCUAUUUUGCGCAAACACUCGAUAAGGGUACCAUCAACUUUGCCUCGAUUAUGGGUAUUGUCGAAGAUACACACCUAGUCGGUCAGCAAUACUCGUGGCUUACUACUUGUGUCUACCUCGCCAUUCUGGCAUGGGAGUUCCCGGCGAAUCGUCUGCUGCAAACCUUGCCUCUUGCCAAAUUCCUAUCGUUCAACAUUACUGCGUGGGGUAUCGUCCUUGCAUGCACCGCUGCCUGCAAGAAUUUUACCGGUCUCGUCAUCGUUCGCACUCUACUUGGCAUAUUUGAAUGCGUGUGUCAGCCCGCCUUCGUCUUUCUCUCUACGAUGUGGUACAAGCGCGACGAGCAGGCUCUCAUCAUUGGAGCCUUCUACUCAAUGAAUGGAUUCCAGCAGUGCGUCGGCGGCCUCAUCGCCUACGGUAUUGCACAGAUCCAGCAUGCUGCGAUCAAGAACUGGCAGAUCCUUUUCACCCUGCUCGGUUGCAUCACCGCCAUGUGGGGCAUCUUCGUGGGCUUCUGGCUUCCGGACAGUCCAAUGCGCGCCACGUGUUGGUCUGUUGAAGACAGGCAUCUUAUUGCGGAACGCGUGCGCGAGAAUGAGACGGGUUUGCAGAACAAGAAGUUCAAGUGGUAUCAAGCUCGCGAGGCGCUCACUGAUCCUACUGUCUGGAUAGUGACGUUGAUCUCCUUUACGAACGGUAUGCCUCCGGGUGGCUUAGGUGCCUUCUCGAACCUCAUCAUCAAGGCUUUCGGCUACACAACCUUGCAAACGUAUCUGCUGGCCAUCGCGCAAGGCUCCAUCAUCAUGGCGUGGCUCUUCAGUGCCGCGUACCUCGACCGCCGGUACAAGCAGAAGCUUCUUAUUGAGGCCAUCUACACGAUACCCGCUAUUGUGGGCACGAUCGUCUUCCUGACUGUCAAGACCAGCGAAUCUACUAAAGUCGGGCUGCUGAUUGCAUUCUACUUGAUGCAAGGCUUCGGCGCCGUUGCUGCCCUCAACCUCUCCUGCAUGUCUAACAAUGUAGCGGGCCGCACGAAGCAAGUGGUCGCUUCUUCUAUGGUCUUUAUCGCCUGGGCUACGGGUAACGCAAUCGGACCGCAGGUUUUUCAAGCGAACGACGCUCCCCACUAUAUCAAGGCGUUCAUCGCACAUCUCGUCGUCUACUGCGUCCAGGUCGUCGCAAUCAUCAUCCUUCGCCUGCGCCUCAUGCGCCUUAACCAGCUGAAGCGCCGCGCACAGAACCAAGCCAAGACCGCUGAUGUCGGCGGCACUGUUGUAGAAGAGCACAUCGAGCACAAGCACGCGUUCGAUGAUCUCACGGACAAGGAGAACCCUGAUUUCCGAUACACUUAUUGA
Molecule: messenger RNA, 1605 nt
Organism: Peniophora sp. CBMAI 1063
Lineage: Eukaryota; Fungi; Basidiomycota; Agaricomycetes; Russulales; Peniophoraceae
Source: the annotation of a GenBank genome assembly